GGCCGAGUAAACCCUGUCAACGUGACUCCUCCCAUUCAAGCUGUGGAUCAAGACAGAAACAUCCAGCCUCCGUCAGACCGCCCGGGAAUCCUGUACUCCAUUCUCAUCGGCAAACCUGCGUCAUAUGCAGAGUAUUUCUCCUUGAAUCAAACCACAGCUGAGCUUCAACUCCUGAAACCCAUCAGCAGGGAACAGUACCAGCAUUUGGACUUGGUAAUCAAGGCAGAGCAGGAUAACGGACACCCUCUCCCGGCAUUCGCUAAUCUCCACAUUGAGGUGCUUGAUGAGAACAAUCAGGCGCCGUAUUUCCAGGUGGCCACUUAUCAUGGAUUCAUCUCGGAGUCUGCUCUGCUGGGCACAACUAUCUCGAGCAGUGCCAAUCUCUCCACCCCCCUCACCAUUAUCGCCCUGGAUAACGACAUCGAGGAGCUGAAUCCCGGUGAUGUGCCUACGAAAGAUCCCAUGGUGCGCAUCUCUCUGGACAACUACAACAGCAUCUUUGCAGUGACGCCCAGUGGGAUCGCACGCUACCUGACACUACUGAGGCCCGUGGACCAUGAAGAACAGCCGAGUUAUGCCUUCACGAUGACUGCCUCAGAUGGAGUUCAGGAGAGCUCUCCAGUCACUGUUAAUAUCACUGUGAUUGACGCCAAUGACAACACACCUACCUUCCCCAACGUCUCCUACAAUGUGAAUGUCUACACAGAUAUGCAUCCUGGAAACACAAUCUUACAGCUGUCAGCAGUGGACGCUGAUGAGGGUCCCAACGGGUUGGUGAGCUACAAAAUCUUGGCAGGGGAUCAGGGACACUUCACCAUCAAUGACUACACAGGAAGGAUCACCGUGCUGCCUGGUGUCAACCUGACCAUGGGCCGCUCCUACGCCCUCACCGUUAGGGCCUCCGACAACGGCCCUGCGUCCCAGAGAAGAAGUUCCAUCACUACAGUGUAUAUCGAAGUACUGCCCCCCAACAACCAGAGUCCUCCCCGUUUCCCUCAGCUCAUAUACAGCCUGGAGGUCAGUGAGGCCAUGAGGACUGGAGCCACACUGCUCAACAUACAGGCAACCGACCGUGAAAGAGAUCUCAUUACAUAUACCAUCCUGAGAGGAGAUCCAAACAGCAUCUUUGAAGUCUCCCAAACGUCUGGCCUGUUGUUGCUGGCGAAGUCGCUGGACAGAGAGCUCACGGAUCACUACACGCUAACGGUCACGGCCUCCGAUGGCAAACCAGAUGGGACCUCGACCGCUACGGUGAAUAUAAUGGUGACUGAUGUCAAUGAUAAUGACCCUGAGUUCGGUCUUCUGCUGCCCCUUAAUCUCACAGUUCAAGAGGAAGAGGCAAAUGCUUUUGUGGGUCAAGUAAAGCUGCUUUCUGCCCUCUGGAGUCACAGAAGAUGAAAUCCUGAAGUUUAUACUUCAGAGUUUAAGAGCGUAACUUUGUGGUUAUACUAUUCUGAUCUCUCAUCACUUGUUGUUGACUUAAAUGAGUCAUUCACCCAGAAAUGAAUAUUGUAAGUAAUUUUUCCAGCCUUGUGUCACUUGCAAGCCCACAUGACUUCUUCUGCAACACAUGAAAAAUGAA
Messenger RNA from Sinocyclocheilus grahami, 1582 nucleotides. RefSeq names its product protocadherin-15-like. The transcript is spliced from 12 exons. The record is from RefSeq and is a predicted model, not a curated record. Gene Ontology annotation, cellular component: plasma membrane; cell-cell junction. Gene Ontology annotation, molecular function: calcium ion binding. The annotation marks the transcript as partial. Lineage: Eukaryota; Metazoa; Chordata; Actinopteri; Cypriniformes; Cyprinidae. Gene Ontology annotation, biological process: homophilic cell-cell adhesion.